ACAUAUCCCAAAAUACAACAUUUGUUAUCGUAGUCCGUGAGGGAGGAAGAGGAGAGAAUCACGUCUGCAGACUUCAGGCUACGCUGUUGGAAAAAUGCUCCUCUUCUACCAACCCCAGUGUCCAGACCUAUAUGUGUCGGCCUGCUGCUAACGUGCGAGCGCCUUCCUGUAUUGAGGUGAAUGAGCAGUACCGCUAGAAAGCUUACUCGCUUCAUCGAUCACCAGAUACCCAGGAAGGAACACCACAGUCCCCUACACCACUCCCCCGGUGCAACGACCUCAAGUGUUUCACCACCCUUUCACGGUCUUAUCACACGGUUCAUCCAACGGUCUUCCCUUCCCUUCCAGCCCUCUGUCCUCCGGCAAAUCAGAGCAGGAUGGAGGCCUCUUUUGGCCCCACCUUCUCAACUGUGGCCGCAGGUGCUAAAGGUAGCACACACAGGAGAACCCCCUCCUCCUCUAGUACCCUGACCUACUCCCCCCGCGACGACGACGACAUGCCUCCCAUCGGGACGCCCCGCAGGUCAGACUCGGCCAUCUCCAUCCGUUCUCUGCACUCUGAGUCCAACAUGUCCCUGCGGUCCACCUUUUCCCUGCAUGAAGAGGAGGAGGACACGGAGCCCCAGGUGUUUGCGGAGCAGCCGUCGGUGAAGCUGUGCUGCCAGCUCUGUUGCAACGUCUUCAAAGACCCAGUCAUCACCACGUGUGGGCACACUUUCUGCAGAAGAUGCGCCUUGAGUUCAGAUAAAUGUCCGGUGGACACGGCCAAGCUGACCGUGGUGGUCAACAACAUCGCUGUGGCCGAGCAGAUCGGCGAGCUCUUUAUCCACUGCAAGUACGGCUGCCGAGCCACGCCGGCCAGCGCCGCCGCUGCGGGAGGGGCUGGGGCGGCGGCGGGCGCUGGGGUCGCAGCGCCCGGGGCCGCCACCGUGGCCGUCCCCACCAUCACCACCGUGGCGGGAAAACCGGGCGCAUAUGAGGUGGACCCCCUCGGCUGCCCCUUCACCAUCAAGCUCACCUCACGCAUGGAGCACGAGGUGAGCUGUGACUACCGGCCGGUGCGUUGCCCUAACAACCCGUCUUGCCCCCCGCUGCUCACCAAACACCUGGAAGCCCACCUCAAGGAGUGUGAACACAUCAAGUGUCCUCACUCCAAAUAUGGCUGCACGUUCAUCGGGAACCAGGACACCUACGAGACUCACCUGGAGGUGUGCAAGUUUGAGGGCCUCAAGGAAUUCCUGCAGCAAACCGAUGACAGGUUCCAUGAAAUGCAACUAACGCUCUCCCAGAAGGACCAGGACAUCGCCUUCCUGCGCUCCAUGCUGGGCAAACUCUCUGAGAAACUGGACCAGCUGGAGAAGAACCUGGAGCUCAAGUUUGACGUGCUAGAUGAGAACCAGAGUAAGCUGAGCGAGGACUUGAUGGAGUUCCGUAGAGAUGCCUCCAUGCUUAACGACGAGUUGUCCCACAUCAACGCCAGGCUCAACAUGGGCAUCCUGGGCUCCUACGACCCCCAGCAGAUCUUCAAGUGCAAGGGAACCUUUGUGGGCCACCAGGGGCCCGUGUGGUGCCUCUGUGUCUACUCCACCGGAGACCUGCUCUUCUCCGGCUCCUCAGACAAGACCAUCAAGGUGUGGGAUACCUGCACUACAUACAAGUGUCAGAAGACCUUAGAAGGUCACGACGGCAUUGUCUUGGCGCUGUGCAUCCAGGGGAACCGGUUGUACAGUGGCUCUGCGGACUGCACCAUCAUAGUGUGGGACAUCCAGACUCUGCAGAAGGUGAACACGAUCCGGGCCCAUGACAAUCCUGUGUGCACGUUAGUCUCCUCCCACAACAUGCUGUUCAGUGGCUCCCUCAAGGCCAUCAAGGUGUGGGACAUCGUGGGCACAGAGCUGAAGCUGAAGAAAGAGCUGACUGGUCUCAACCACUGGGUCCGAGCACUGGUGGCUUCUCAGAACCACCUGUACAGCGGCUCCUAUCAGACCAUCAAGAUCUGGGACAUUCGCUCCCUGGAUUGUGUCCAUGUGCUCCAGACCAGCGGGGGCAGUGUGUACUCCAUCGCUGUCACCAACCACCACAUCGUCUGCGGCACCUACGAGAACCUCAUCCAUGUGUGGGACAUAGACACUAAGGAGCAGGUGCGUACCCUGACGGGUCACGUGGGGACUGUGUACGCCCUGGCGGUCAUCUCCACGCCGGACCAGACCAAGGUGUUCAGCGCCUCCUACGACCGCUCGCUGCGGGUGUGGAGCAUGGACAACAUGAUCUGCACCCAGACCCUGCUGAGGCACCAGGGCAGUGUGACGGCACUGGCCGUCUCUAGGGGGCGCCUGUUCUCGGGGGCGGUGGACAGCACCGUGAAGGUGUGGACUUGUUAGAAGAUCACAUGUCCUCCCGCUCUCUUCCCCACCCCCCCCCCCCCCCCCCCCCCCCCCACACUUCCCCACGCCGCCUGCGGACUCUGGUGGCGGACAGGACCGGUCGAUGCAGCUCUUUGAUCAAAGUGUUUUAUUAAUGCAAACCAAACUUUUACACUCCCCGUUGGACCUGUCAAGUUCAAGCGCUCCUGGACUUCUCGGCUCCCUGCACUCGACGGAGGACGAUGAUGGCUGCCGAGGUUGAUGAUGAUGAUGAUGAUGAUGAUGAGGGGGAGAAGAGCCGCCUUAUGCUUGCACCAAUCACCAGGCUGCGGGGAGCCAUGCCGCCUUCUGAGUGGCCACCAAUGCUGCUCCUACUCGUAAUGGAACGCAGAUGAGAUUACCCUUAUAUUUUUUUGUGUAUUGUUUUAUGAUUUUCGCACAAUGUUUGGGAGCUUGUGGUCAUAAAAAAAAACAAAAAACUGCCACUGACUAAACUCUACUGAUGCCUGAACUGUAUGAAGAGAAAGCAACCCACCGUGCCAGUUUCACUGAUGAGAACCUCAACGGCGACUCGACUUCGGAGAGAACCCCACACACCCUGUCGGUGUGUGGUGGAAACGUCAAGGCGGUUUACGUACACAAUGUUGUGUCGGGUCGCCGCAUCCAACCCGAAUCUCCAAACGCUCCGUAGCGCAGAGUUACUUCACGCCACUUUCAAAGGAGUGGUUCUCGCGAAUGUUGAUGAGAAGCGUUGUGUGUUGGUGUCAGCAGUCGGCUCGGGUGAUUUUAAGAGAUGACGCAUCUCCAAAAGUCUCCAAGGGCUUCGAAGGCCCAUCUUUAGACCAUUCCCCAUUAACCCCUCAACUUGUUUUGAACUGCUUUUGGGGCGGUGAGGUCACAGGUCAGGAAGGGGAACCGAGUAUUUCAGAAUGCUACUUGCUCCCUGCAUGAUUGUUUUUGCGGAGCCAGAUCUAAAUCGAUACAGACUUCAGUUGGCUCGUGGAAAGCGGAAGAACAAAAGCCAGUAUGGACUCCUAUAUCUAUUCUCACAGACUUCCAUUCAGGACUUUACCUGUUGGUCUCUUGUGAAAAUGACCGCCUUCUAGAAUGUUAAGCUAAGGGAUCUCUCGUAUAACGGGGCAAACAGGCCUCCUAGGUUAACAGACUUUUGUAAUAGUGCCAUGAUUUAAAGCUUGUUCCACGCCAUUUAAAAAUGAAAUGGUUGUAUAGUUAAGAAUGACAUUGGUGGUGACACCAUCAAUAUGUGCCCGGAAGAGCGGAUGUCGUAGGAGAAGGAUUGGCCUGGGUGUGUGUGUGUGUGUGUGCGUGUGUGUCGUUCUCUCUGUGUUUGUCUUUCUCUGUUGUGUAUGAGUGUGCGCCAGUGUGCUAAUUUUUGAGUGCCAUAUUCACCGAUGAAGUCUGAAAAGAAAAUGGCGACCAGUUCUUCUCUCCAAAUCCUCUUCCUAUGUCACCUCCCGGACACAUGCAACCCCACUGUGUGGAAGAAGGUCUGACUGUUCACCUCAGACUAAAGUCUCAGUGACUGAACACGCAUUGCUAGGAGAUGCGGUCACUGUUAUACUUAAAACGACCGUAUGGGUGGUGGAAAAAGACUGGAGGAGACUUGGGGGCGAUAAAAGCGAGGUUGUCUGUGUUUAUUGGGUAUUGGAGCCCUAAAGUUAACAUUAAGGGGAUGUGGCUAUCAUGGAUCUCGCUGUUCGGGCUGAAAUUUAAUUUUUGUUCCGACACCAAAUUAUCUUGCUUUGCCCCGUCACCAGGUUUAAUAUGUGUAAAACGAGUUCAGUCAGAACCUCUUGUCAGUAGUGAUGUCUCAACUGACGGGGACUCGACUGUUACCUAUUCAAUGCAUUUAAACCACCAGAAUAUAUAUGAAUAUCUUGUAUUCAAUUUAUUUGGUAAAACAAACGUCGUUGACAAUAGGCUUCCUAUUAAAUUGACCAAAGACAAAUGACCCGGUUUCAAUGUAAUUCUAUGUAAAGUGUCACAUCAUUAACUGCUAUGAGGUUAACAGGUCCAUCAACUUGGCACAAUCACGUGGUUAUGUUAAAAUGUUUUUUUUUAGCAAUUUCAACGGUUUUAUUUUCUUAAGUAUAUAUACUCGAUACAGUUAUGUAAGGGGGGGCAGGAGGAAGUGGGGGGAGGAGAUGUCACACACUGAUCACGCCGUCAUUCAUUACUUUCAUUGCACACAUGUAAGCCUGAUUUGAUCAACGAUCAAUAAAUCUGUUGUACACUA
Molecule: messenger RNA, 4620 nt
Organism: Gadus morhua (Atlantic cod)
Lineage: Eukaryota; Metazoa; Chordata; Actinopteri; Gadiformes; Gadidae
Gene: traf7
Product: TNF receptor-associated factor 7
Exons: 21
Coding region: 378-2381 (667 amino acids)
Biological process (GO): ribosomal large subunit assembly; Notch signaling pathway
Cellular component (GO): nucleolus
Molecular function (GO): protein binding; zinc ion binding
Source: RefSeq, a predicted model, not a curated record